AUUUUAUUGUCUUACUAACACUGGGGGUAGUGUAGGUUUACAUCGACUGAAUGAAUCAUCGGGAAAUUUUCAAGAUGGCCAAAUGUAUAUACGAAAUUGUAUUGAUUUAUUUUGAACGGAUGUAAACAUCAAGUUCCGCAACACACCUGAACAGAUUUACCAGAAACACAAUAGAGAUGCACAAUGCAUAGGUUGCUGCUAUCUGUAUUAACGUUAUGUGUUUGGACGGUUAAGUCGCAGUUCUAUGAAUGCCCUGAUGAUUGGGUGGCAUACAACGCGGGCCAGAGAUGCUACAAAUUUAAGGCGGUACCCACGGCUCGGUAUGAGGCCGCCAACGCUAUGUGUGUGGAGGAGGCCAACAGCGCCUAUGUGUUAGCCAUCAGCGACGCUCAGGAACACAACUUUAUCAACGAAUGGCUGACCAACCAGGAUACAGUCAGGCGUGUCUGGUACACCAGUGGAAGAAGGGACCCCUCCAACCCCAGUUACUACCGGUGGGACGGGGACGGUACCAAUCUCAGGUUUGAUCUCAGCUUCUGGAACACCAACGGUCAGCAGCAACCGGGGAAUAUCAUCGCCUACUCCUUCAAUGGUGUGGACUAUGGAUGGCGUCAUGUAUCGCCAAACAACAGUUUGUCCUACAUCUGUGAAAUCAGCCAACAAGACGCCUAUACCAUUCUGACACAAAAACGGGACUUUAGUUAUGGGUCGACAUCAACAGAUAAAAAAGACCUGUUGUAUGGCCCCACCUUCACCGUCGAUCCCACUGACGUCACAAUGAUCUCCAAAACGACGUCACUUUUCGUGGAGUGCCGCGCGUCCGCGAACCCGCCUGCGUCAUACAAGUGGUUCCGAGGUCCAAAGAGCAACCAGACACUGGCUGACAAGGAACAGAUCACCCCCCUGACGGAUCCCCGUUUCACGAUCACUAACGGAAAGUUGUCCGUUCAGAACCCGGUAGAGAAGGACGAGGGCGAGUACCAGUGUAUGGCUGAGAACCAGUUCGGAGUCAUCAUCAGCCACCCUGUAUCUAUCGACUUCGGAUAUCUUGGUGAAUUUUCCAACGUGGAGAAUGCACCGGUGCGAUCCCGGGCCUAUGAAGGCGCGGUUGUGGAAUGUUCCCAGAUAAACUACAAGCCAGCGGCGACAUACAACUGGAGGAAGCAGAGUGUGGGCAGCUUCAAACGGGAUCCGAUUUACACAUACAACAAUCCCCACAUCUUCAUCUCCAACAAUGGCCGCCUGUACUUCACCGAGGCCACAGAGGACGAUGUGGCGGACUACUACUGCGAGGUGACGCUUAAUGUCUAUGACGACCAGAAUGCAAUUGGUUCUGCCCAGGCACCGAGUAGAAUCAGUAAAAGGAUCCCUCUGGAAAUCAUCUACCAAGCUUCAAAAACAGAGUGGGGACCCGUAAUCCACACCGAUUUCAUUGAAGUCUUUCCAAAUCCCCCGCUGCGUGGACAAAAAAUCAGAAUGGAAUGUUUCGCCUAUGGCUCGGCGACCAACUACGCCCAGACCUGGGGGUUCUCCUGGAGGAAAGUGGGGGGUAGGAUGCCGGACCGGACCAAGUACAGCGACUUUAACCGGGUGGUGGAGAUAGACAACAUUCAGUACGAGGAGGAGGGGACGUACGAGUGUACCGCCAAGAGGAAGAGCUCCGUGGCCUCCAAGGAGGUCGUGCUGGCCAUAGAAUCAAAACCCUACUUCCUGCUUCCCCUGGAUCACAAACAUUUGGACGAGGGGGCGGAUGUCACGUGGCGGUGUCUAGCCUACGGCAAGCCAACGCCUGUCUACUCAUGGUACAAGAACGGGGUCCUUCUUCAGCCUACCGCCGACAGUGGUAUAACGAUCAACAGAAACACUUUGACGCUGAGAAAUGCUAACAAACAAAAACACGAAGGCAUGUACCAAUGUGCUGCAACUAAUGUCCACGGAUCUUCCCUCAGCGCGGCCCAGAUCCGAGUUCUGUCCUUUAAACCUACGUUUGCAAAAUAUCCAUUACCGGAAAGCAUUGACGCAGCUCUGAACGGAGAGGUCGUCAUUCCUUGUGAACCGGAAGGGGCACCAAAACCGGAAAUCACGUGGUUAAAAAACAACGCUCAAGUCAAUAGCGAUUCACGAGUUCAAAUCAUGCCAAACAACUUUCUUAAAAUUACUCAAAUUAACUAUGGUGACCAGGGGUACUAUGAAUGUAGAGCUAAAAAUGUCCUCGGCAGCGAUGGGAGUUUCUGCAGACUGAAUGUGAAAGUUGCGACGACCAUCACGCGCGCCCCCAACCCCGAGACGCCGGUGUACCAAAACAAGACAGCCCUGAUCUACUGCUCGGCCUCCUACGACCUCUCUCUGGAUCUGGUCUACGUGUGGACGUUCAGCGGAAAGAUCCUGGACCUCCAGAGGAACGGCCAUUACGAACUGGCAAAUUUGCCAUCUGGAAAAGGUCUUUACAUCAAGAUGGCCCAGUUUUACCAUGAGGGGACGUACGAAUGUAUUGCCCGUACACCGCUGAACGAGGCCAGGGCCCAAGGCAGGCUGAUCGUGUACGGUCCCCCGGGCGAGGUUGCGGGGCUGUACGCAGAUCCGGGUACACCCACAACUAAUUCCAUCGAUAUCUUCUUCUUCCUGGGCGCGAGUCAUAGAUCUACAAUCGAGUACUUAAUUGUUGAAUUCGAAAUUCAGUCAGAGAAGGGAAAGUGGUAUUUCAGUAAUGAAACUCACACCGUCUUUGCGCCCUCUACAGUUAUACCCGGUAACACUCGUGACAUGCGCACAAUUACUGUGCGCGGGCUUGACCCUGGAAAUGGUUAUAGCUUCCGGAUAAAAGCCGUGAACGCACUCGGAGUGGGUCCUCCGUGUACCCCGUCAGGUACUGUUAACACACUGGAGGCCCCUCCUGCGGCCCCACCCGCCAACCUCAGCAGCAGGACAGAGGGGGUGGAGGUGGGACAACUCAUGCUAACGUGGAAGAAACUGCCAAAAAGAUACCAUGGCGUCCAAUUAGAGUCUGACGUCAGCUACAUCGUAUACUACAGACAACUGAAAGUCUCGGCUGCCCCUGACGCUCUCUGGAACAUGGAGGUGAUCACGGACUGGGAGCAGGAAGAGGUCGUGAUUCAGGUGGGAGAGGAUUUUUUCUGGACCGAGUUCGAAACUAAAAUCCAGACCAAAAACCCUCACGGAAGGAGCCAUAACUCUUCCAUAGUAGUGGUGUACUCAGCGAUGGGCAUGCCUGUGGCAGUCCCAACCAACAUCUGGGGGGAGGGCUACAACUCCACAGCGCUCACAGUGCACUGGGAACCCGUGCCAGACACACGGAACGAAAUCAAGGGCAAACUGGGAGGGUAUCAGGUGCUGUAUUACCUGAGGACACAGGACGAGGACGACACCAAGGACUUUAAGCACAGACAGGCAAUCCGAUUCCACGGGCAGCGGAACUCAGGGGUGGUCAUCGGCCUGUCCCCUGACACCUACUACUACGUUCAAGUGCAGGUGUUCACUGACGCGGGACUGGGGCCCCUAGGGGAAAAGAAUUUAGCAGAAACUAUGAAUCCAGCCCCUGCCCUCUACCCCCAGGAAGUGAAGGUCGUCUCUAAGGACGCGUCAUCUGUAGUAGUGUCCUGGCGAGGGGUCAGCACAGGUCAAGCCGAGGACUCUUUAAAAGGCUACGUGGUCUUUGUUUGGAAAGCUAACGAACAUUUCCGACAAGCCAAGCCUAUUGACGUGGGGAAGUUUCCGACCGAGUACACGCUCUCGGGGAUCGAAAAGGAUUACGUGUAUGCUGUCAGGGUAGCAGGCUACAGCUUUGGGGGGAUAGGCAGAAAAUCUCCGACCCUUUAUUUCACAUUAGCUGGGUCACGUGUUCCUAUCGACAGCACCAUUACUCAGCAGCUAUUGGCCGAUGGAUCCGGCCGCUUACAUCACAGCGCUCUUUACGCAACUGUUGUCUUCCUUAUAUGGAAAUUAUACUCAUAUGUUUAAGGAUUGUCAAAUGUAAAAGGACCAGAAUCUCGUAAAUAUGAAAUACUAGUAAUCAGGAGUUAAAUAAAUACUAUCGCAAUACCGUAUUCCAUAUAUGGUACCAAAACUCCAAGUAUUCUUCUUUGAUGUAUAAUUAGGUUAAAGAUUUAUUACUUCUAAAAUAAUAUUUGAUGUAUUAAGGUUUGUUGUGAAAAUUUGUUGAAUUUGUAAAAGAAUUGUGUAGAACUGUUAUGGUACAUUAAAUGUUACCCAUGUUUAAGGAAAAGGUGAACUAUAAACAAUAAAUUAUGAUUGUACAAUAUACAUGUACAUGUAUUAGAUUAAUAUUGUGAGCCAAAAAAAUGUCGCCAAUUGUCUUAAGAUUAGCCAGACUUUUGCAAUGUUUUAAGAACAUUUUUUAUUCUUUUACACCACACACUCCCUUUUUAUUAGUGUUCUUGUCUUACAAUAGGCUAUAAAGUUAUGAAUUCUGUAAGAAUAAUAUUAUUAAUAUAUCCUAGUCCCUCAUUUGUGGUAACACAUUCCAUGUGGUAUACCAUUGUACAAGAUAUACUCAUUGUGUUAUAAAAGAUUGGGGUAGGGGUAUCUUUAUUUUGAAUAUUUGUAUUCUGCAAUUUUGGAAUUACGUAAUUCGUGUAUUAAUUAAGUACUCAGUGUGUGCAUCUUUCAAUGACUUUAUAUAACUUGUCUUUUUUAAUAAGUAUAAAUGUGUUUCAUAUCUUGUUAUGGUUUGUAAUUCAUCUGUGUAACACCUCUUUGUAUGUAAUGGGUGUAUAAGUGAACCACCAUUAAACAGCCAAUGUGUUGUUUCACAGUUAUUUUACCCUGUUACUGACGUCAUGUUACAACAUUUUCAGUUAACAAUGGGUUGUUCCGUGUUCUUGGUCCAAUUUGUCACAUCAUAAUUAUUUCCGUCUAUUAUAUAUCGCGCUAGUGAUAUGAAAUCCAAUGUUGCAUUAAUCAUUUUUUUUGUUUAAUUUUUCAUAGCUUUUUGCAUAUACAUUUAAAAUUCCUCUUAAUCAUUUUAAUAUAUCAUCAUUUUAUAAAACCAUUACAACAUUUAUGAUUUCUAUUUAUACUUUUUUAUGAAAGAAAGCAAAUAAAAUAAGAUGACUGUUUUGUGCCAUGGCUGGCGAAAGUUGCAUAAUAUUAUAUUAAAGGCUGUGUGUUGAUGUAUACAUGUCAAAUGUGUAUUUGAAUGUUUAUAAAAGAGUGCUUGAAAUGAAUUAUUUACCUUUAUUAUUUAUCAUCCUAACCAAUAUGAAUUCAUAUGUUUUGUAUAAGAAAUAGAUAAAAUAAAAAUUUGGAGCAAAACAUAA
This is a messenger RNA of Magallana angulata, 5297 nucleotides long. Its product is annotated as contactin-like. The coding region runs from base 184 to 3978 and encodes 1264 amino acids. Gene Ontology annotation, molecular function: protein binding. The transcript has 29 exons. The record is from RefSeq and is a predicted model, not a curated record. Gene Ontology annotation, biological process: cell-cell adhesion. NCBI's taxonomy places the organism in Eukaryota, Metazoa, Mollusca, Bivalvia, Ostreida, Ostreidae.